This is a messenger RNA of Bipolaris zeicola 26-R-13, 1617 nucleotides long. Its product is annotated as glycoside hydrolase family 18 protein. Lineage: Eukaryota; Fungi; Ascomycota; Dothideomycetes; Pleosporales; Pleosporaceae. Gene Ontology annotation, biological process: carbohydrate metabolic process. The coding region runs from base 1 to 1617 and encodes 538 amino acids. Gene Ontology annotation, molecular function: hydrolase activity, hydrolyzing O-glycosyl compounds; chitin binding. The transcript has 8 exons. The record is from RefSeq and is a predicted model, not a curated record.
AUGGCGGUCGGAUCGUUUACAAGACGGGCAUUAUUGCUUGGUUUGGGAUUGCAGUCAAUCAGCUUCUUUUCUGUUCUGGCCCAAGAGAACCCCAGCCUUCGCACGUUCGCUCUCCAAGGUGGCGCUGAAGCAGCAGCCGAGGACGAUGACUUUACAUGCAGUAAGACGAAGGGUUGCAAGAUAGGAUGCUGCGGAGCGCUAGACCCAACGACUGGCAAAGCUGUUUGUGGACUUGGUCCCGACUUCUGCGGUGAGGGUUGUAUUUCCACAUGCAACUACAAAAGCGAAUGUGAUCCUGGAUGGGGAGCCCAGUGGUCCAAUGCUUCAACAUGCCCUCUCAACGUGUGCUGCAGCGACUUUGGCUUUUGUGGCACGACUUCAGACUUUUGUAAUGGGGUUGUCACACCCUCGCCUCAAUGCAAUACGAGGACUGCGGAUGAGAAACUCAUAGGCUAUUAUGAGGGCUGGAAUAUGCAAAGACCGUGUGGAACUAUGCCACCGGAAGACAUCCCUCUUGGAGCAUACACUCAUAUCAACUUUGCAUUCGCGCUUAUCAACCCAACAACAUUCCGCAUCGAUGCCAUGGAUGCUGAGACGGCCAAAAUGUACAAGAGAGUAACCAAACUGAAGGAAAGGCAGCCCGGACUUCAAGUCUGGAUCGCUAUCGGUGGAUGGGCUAUGAAUGAUCCUGGCCCAUACCGGACCACCUUCUCCGACCUUGCGAAAUCCACUUCUGCACAAGCUUCAUUCUUCGAAUCGCUAGUGACAUUCAUGAAAGCCAAUAACUUUGAUGGCGUUGAUAUCGAUUGGGAAUACCCUGUUGCAGAGGACCGUGGAGGGAUUGCGGAAGAUUUUGAGAAUUAUGUAACCUUUUUGAAGAAUCUGCGCAACCACCUUAACGGCAGUGGUCGAUACUACGGCCUUACACUCACACUCCCAGCAUCUUACUGGUACAUGAAAGGCUUCGACAUCAUCAAGCUGGAGCCAUGGGUAGAUUGGUUCAAUAUCAUGACUUAUGACAUCCACGGUGUUUGGGACAGUACAGUCAAAAGCAUCGGUCCAUACGCUUUCGCACACACCAACCUUACCGAAAUUCAGCUAGGGCUCGAACUUCUCUGGAGAAACAACAUCAACCCUGCUCGCGUAGUCAUGGGUCUAGGCUUCUACGGUCGAACUUUUACGAUGAAGGAUCCCAACUGCAUGAGUGCGGGCUGUGAGUUCACUGAGGGUGCGAAGGGUGGGGAAUGCACAGGAACCCCAGGUGUGCUAUCAGCCGCUGAGAUCAACAAGAUCAUCGAGGAUGGCGCAAAGGUUUCUCACGAUCUCGAAGCUGCAGCGAAGAUUGUCACCUGGGGCGGUAAUCAAUGGGCAAGCUUUGAUGAUGCUGAGACGCUGAAGAUUAAGCUAGACUAUGCAAAUCAGCGUUGCUUGGGAGGAACCAUGAUAUGGGCAAUCGACCUAGAUGACGGUUCCUUGUUAGAAGCGUUGACCUCGGUGAGCACUAAGAAGAAGGAAGAGGUCUUGGCAGAAUCAGAUUUCGAUAUGCCGGACUUUGGUACCAAUUGGGAUUUCGUUCCAAAGGAGGCUAACGGAAAGCGAAAGAGGGAUGAGCUAUGA